Messenger RNA from Leucoraja erinaceus (little skate), 4174 nucleotides. RefSeq names its product cryptochrome-1-like. The transcript has 11 exons. Gene Ontology annotation, molecular function: DNA binding; FAD binding. Lineage: Eukaryota; Metazoa; Chordata; Chondrichthyes; Rajiformes; Rajidae. The record is from RefSeq and is a predicted model, not a curated record. Bases 64 to 1818 code for a protein of 584 amino acids. Gene Ontology annotation, biological process: circadian regulation of gene expression; entrainment of circadian clock by photoperiod; negative regulation of DNA-templated transcription. Gene Ontology annotation, cellular component: cytoplasm; nucleus.
UAUUUGUGGGCGUGCCAUGUACUCGGCGGGGAUCGUUGGAGCGGCUGGUCCCUGCAUUAAGCCAUGGGCUGCAACUCCAUCCACUGGUUCCGCAAAGGACUCCGUCUGCACGAUAACCCGGCGCUGCUGGAGUCGGUGCAGGGUGUCGGCACCAUCCGCUGCGUCUACAUCGUGGACCCGUGGUUCGCGGGCACCUCCAGCCUGGCCAUCAACCGCUGGGGGUUCUUGCUACAAUGCCUUGAGGAUCUUGACACAAAUCUGCGGAAGUUAAACUCUCGCCUGUUUGUCAUACGUGGACAGCCAGCUGAUGUCUUUCCCAGAUUGUUCAAGGAAUGGAAUAUCUCUCGUCUUUCUUUUGAGUAUGACUCUGAGCCAUUCAGCAAGAAGCGAGAUGCAGUUAUCAAGAAGCUGGCCACUGAGGCAGGUGUGGAAGUGAUAGUGCGGAUUUCACACACUUUGUAUGAUAUGGAAGUGCUCAUAGAAAGAAAUGGUGGACAGCCACCUCUAACGUAUAAGCAUUUCCAAAAGCUUAUAAGCCAGAUGGGGCCUGUAGAAAUGCCUGUGAAAAUGAUCACCAGUGAGACCAUGGGGAGAUGUACAAUGCCUGUCCUUGAUGACCACGGCGACAGGUUUGGAGUCCCUUCAUUGGAAGAAUUGGGCUUCGAAACGGAAGGUCUUACUUCAGCAGUGUGGCCGGGUGGUGAAACAGAAGCUCUUGCAAGAUUGGAAAGACAUUUAGAGAGAAAAGCCUGGGUGGCAAAUUUUGAAAGACCAGGAAUGAACUCCAAAUCACUUCUCGCCAGCCCCACAGGGCUAAGCCCAUACCUGCGAUUUGGUUGCUUGUCAAGUCGUCUCUUUUACUUCAAGCUCACCGAGUUGUACAAAAAGGUGAAGAAAAACAGCUCCCCUCCUUUGUCCCUUUAUGGCCAACUCUUUUGGCGUGAAUUCUUCUACGCAGCAGGAACAAAUAAUCCCAAAUUCGAUAAAAUGGAGGGAAAUCCCAUCUGUGUUCAGAUUCCAUGGGACCGGAAUCCUGGGGCUUUAGCCAAGUGGGCAGAAGGAAAGACUGGAUUUCCAUGGAUUGAUGCUAUAAUGACACAGCUUCGCCAGGAAGGAUGGAUUCAUCACCUGGCACGACAUGCAGUGGCCUGCUUCUUGACGAGAGGUGACCUCUGGAUUAGCUGGGAAGAAGGAAUGAAGAGCAACUUUCCUGAAGUGAGCAUUGUGGUGUUUUGGGUUUCCUUGUUGGUGCUGUGUCUACAGGUGUUUGAAGAAUUGUUACUCGAUGCUGACUGGAGUGUCAAUGCUGGGAAUUGGAUGUGGCUGUCUUGUAGCUCGUUCUUCCAGCAAUUCUUUCAUUGCUACUGCCCUGUAGGAUUUGGGCGUAGAACUGACCCAAAUGGGGAUUAUAUCAGACGAUACCUGCCUGUGCUGCGAGGUUAUCCUGCUAAACACAUCUAUGACCCCUGGAAUGCCCCAGAAGACGUUCAGAGAGCUGCCAAUUGCGUUAUUGGUGUUGACUAUCCCAGGCCCAUGGUGCACCAUGCUGAAGCAAGUCGCCUGAACAUUGAGCGAAUGAAGCAAAUCUAUCAACAACUCUCCUGUUACCGAGGCCUUGGUCUUCUAGCUUCAGUACCUUCUAACCCCAGUGGAAGUGGUGGUAUUAUGCAGUAUUCAGCAGAGGAGACCAUACCUGGAUGCAGUAAUGUAGCAGACAGAAACACCCUGGAGGGCAGCCUAACCGCUGGAAAACUGUUCAAUCCUGAAGAAGAAAUGUCAGGAAUAGGGCUUAAAUAUCAGAGGCAGAGCAUGGACUAGGUAAAGACAUUUUGACUGAAAAGGUUUGUGACUAUUAGAGCAGCACAGUGGCCGUUGCCCCUCCUGUCUGUGCUGGUUUCUUCGUCCACUCCACUUCACAUUUACCCAGUAUAUCCUUUCUUCCAAUGCCCAACGUGACUGAAUGAGGUCUUGCAUGUACAAAAUGCAAUGAAACAUUUCCAACCCAGGUGUGGUUUAGAAUUAAGGGAGACAUUGGUUAGAAUACAUCUUUUGAUGUUGUGAAAGAAAUAAAAACUGGAUUUAAUGUUUUUUAAGUUGUUUACAGAUAUCUGCAGGAUAAAGCCAGAAUUUGGCCGCAAUGUGCUGCUAGCCCAUAUGUUUUCUCUUCCAGUACGUCGUGAAACAAGAAAUUGAAAGGAUCCAGUUGGAGGCUUUUAACACAUAUUGCAUAAACUGGACAUUUUCUUCCAGCGUGGAAUAUUUAUUUUAAAGGAAAUUAUUGAUCUCAAAUUAGGAGAAUUAAAGAUGGGAAAUACAUCUGCAAAUGUUUGCACAUUUAGCAAUGGUGGGGCAGAAAGCUCUGUUAAUAUUUGUGUAAAUAAUUGAUCGGAGUUUCUGUAAAUAUUUGAUACCACACCAAGUUAUAGAUGAGUAUUUUAAUAUAAUUGUGCACUAUUUAAAUGUUUGCAUAUUCAAUUUUGUACUACAGAAAGGGCAAAUUCUGGGAGUAGUAUAUCUUGCAUCAUCUUAAGUCAGGCACCUUCAUUUGUUCCUUCAAUUGCAUUUCAAGUAAACUGCUUUUCCAUCCACUUGUGAUGAUUCAUGUAGCUGGUGAUAUACUGUUAACAUUGUCAUAUGGAGUCGUAGAGCAAUUCAGCAUGGAAACAGGCCCUUUGGCCCAACUAGUCCACAAAGACUAAGAUGACUAACUGAGCAAGUCCCAGAUGCCAUGGCCUGGCUCAUGUCCUCAUAUCCCCACUAGUAUUGGUUUAUUAGUGCCACAUCUUCUGAGACCGUCAAAUCUAACCAUCCAGGAGCAUAAUGGAACCAUAUUUAUGAGUACAACAGGUAGUGCAAAAAGAGAAUGUAACAUUGUGCAGAAUAUAGUGUUACAGCUACAGAGAAAGUACAGAUAAACCAGGUGCAAGAACCGCAGCAAGAUCGAUUGGAGAUUGGGAAUAUACCCUGUAACUGUCCAGGUGUCUUGUAAAUGUUGUACGUGUACCUGCCUCUACAACUUCCCGUGACAGCUCAUCCCAUAUACCCACCACCAUCCGUGUAAAAAAAAAAAUUGCCCCUUGGGUCCCUUUUAAAAUGUUCCCCUCUCUUUCAUGCUAUGCCCGCUGGUAAAACCCAAAACUGCUAAACAGCGAUGUUGCAAUCCUGCACACAAGAGUUUCCAAACCUUGUGCAACAGUCUGUGGUCAGGACUGCGACAGCUCCUUUCCCAGACAGGGGGCGAGUCAGGUGCUAAUUACAACAUGACAGUUACAGUCCCUGCAUUUAAUGAACACAUACACACUGACAGAAGACAAAGGAGAUUACCUACAUUUUGUAAAUAAUUCUAUGCACUUGUGGUGCUUGAUUCUCGGAGAAAAGCUGAGCUGAGGGGUCAUCUGAACAGACAUACGCCAUUUCUUACAGUAAUUAGAAACAAGGAACUACAGAUUUACUGUGAGUUUAUACGAAAGAUAGACACAAAGAACUGGAGUAACUCAGCAGGUCAGGGAACCUCUUUUUAUCUCCAGAUGCUGCCAGACCCGCUGAGUUAUUCACAGUAGUUUUUACCUCAGAAUUUCAGCAUCUGCUGUUUCUGGUUUUCCACCCAGUAAACAUGUGGGUUGCUUGUUUUCUAUCUGUGUGUGGGUGCCACUGCCAGCUCAUUCAUUGUCCACCCACUAUUGAUGAUAGCAUAUGAUGAGCCGCCACCACCUUCAACCUGGGAAAGUGCUUUCAGGAUCCUGCAGGCGAACCAGAUCUAGGACUGAGCCACACUGACACCCAGAACCAGGGGUCACAGUUUAAGAAUAAGGGGUAGACCAUUUAGGACUGAGAUGAAGAAAAACGUCUUCGCCCAGAGAGUUGUGAAUCUGGAAUUCUCUGCCACAGAAGGCAGUGGAGGCAAAUUCACUGGAUGUUUUCACGUUAGAUUUGCUCUUGGGGCUAAAGGAAUCCAGGAGUAUGGGGAAAAAGCAGGAACUGGGUACUGAUUUUAGAUGAUCAGACAUGAUAUUAUUGAAUGGUGGUGCUGGCUCGAAUGGCCUUCUCCUGCACCUAUGUUUCAGUGAAUCACUUACUGCUCAGGGCGGUGUUGUGUCCGGGCAGCCUCAGUGUACUACAACCACUGUGCACGAGUGAUUCAGAGAGUGAACGUGAAACCCCCUGAACUGUCCUG